AUUGAAAGCUAGCGGAUAUAUUCAUCACUUGAAAUUGUUAGCAUUUUCUUUUAUUUUGUUUCCAUUCAAUAAUAUACACAAUAAUGAAGUUCACCGCUCCCCUCUUUCUAGGCCUUUUGGUCUCCAUGGGAGCUGCCUUGAGCGACCCCAACAGCCCUCACGACGCUGCCGCGCCGGCGACCGCACCCGAAGUCGCACCCGAGGCCGCGCCGGCCCCCGAGGCCAAGCCCGCGGCCCCACCCGCGAAAAAGGAAAAACUAUGCAGUGAUGGGAAGAACAAAUGUUCCCUCGAGAAAAAGGGAAAAUGCAGAGUUCCCGGAAGUCCCAUCAACCUCUUGAUUUUCUCUUGGAUCGACUUUAAACUGGAAGACGACAAGGCGUGUUAAACAGAGCAACAAAAACCGAAUGGAAUAUCUGACAUGCAACGAUCAAAUGUGGGAGAUUCGAGGUCGAGUUGAUGGGCUACAUCAAAGCUGCUGAUUCUGGUGAAUUAAUAUUAAUGGAGAGACCUCGGAAAUUGUUCAACGGUGGUUUUUUUUUUUUUUUUCUCUUUUUUUUCACGCCAAAAGUCGGACUUGAAUUAUACUCCAAACCUUAUACCACUGCAUAGAUGGCUAAUAAAGUCGUUCC
This is a messenger RNA of Pyricularia oryzae 70-15, 630 nucleotides long. RefSeq lists its product as uncharacterized. The transcript is spliced from 2 exons. The record is from RefSeq and is a predicted model, not a curated record. NCBI's taxonomy places the organism in Eukaryota, Fungi, Ascomycota, Sordariomycetes, Magnaporthales, Pyriculariaceae. The coding region runs from base 84 to 386 and encodes 100 amino acids.